AGGUGAUCCCUGUAGUAGCCAAUAAAAAGGGUAGCCAUUUGGUAGUUUUAACCUUGGAAAGCAAGUUGCAGCAGUACGUCGCAAAUCUGAAUUUGUAAUACUAUCAAUCAAAAUGCCGACCACAAAUGAAGCAGAUGAGAGGAUGAGAAAGUUUAAGAACAAAGGCAAAGACACAGCGGAGCUGCGGCGCAGAAGAGUAGAAGUCAAUGUGGAGCUAAGAAAGGCAAAGAAAGAUGAACAGAUAUUGAAGAGGAGGAAUGUGUGCUUCCCAGAAGAGCUAGUUCUCUCUCCAGAAAAGAAUGUUAUGCAGAGUAUGCAGGUUCCUUCACUUUCUCUAGAAGAAAUUGUGCAAGGAAUGAAUUCUGGCGAUACCGAAAAUGAACUCAGGAGUACACAAGCUGCAAGAAAAAUGCUAUCCCGAGAGAGGAAUCCUCCAUUAAAUGAUAUAAUAGAGGCAGGAUUGAUUCCAAAGCUGGUAGAUUUUCUGAGCCGUCAUGACAACAGCACCCUGCAGUUUGAAGCUGCCUGGGCACUGACAAACAUUGCUUCUGGGACCUCAGACCAAACAAAGUCUGUUGUGGAUGGAGGCGCCAUUCCUGCUUUUAUAUCGCUUAUUUCUUCACCACACCUUCACAUCAGUGAACAGGCAGUAUGGGCACUGGGAAAUAUUGCUGGUGAUGGUCCAAUGUACAGAGACUCUCUAAUCAACUGCAAUGUGAUCCCACCACUGCUGGCUCUGGUUAACCCUCAGACUCCGAUUGGUUAUUUGAGGAAUAUUACAUGGACUCUAUCAAACCUUUGUCGGAACAAGAAUCCAUACCCUCCCAUGUCAGCUGUUCUCCAAAUUUUACCAGUAUUGACACAACUAUUACAUCAUGAAGACAAGGACAUUCUGUCUGAUACUUGCUGGGCAAUGUCUUAUCUUACUGAUGGCUCAAAUGAUAGGAUUGAUGUUGUGGUAAAAACUGGGAUUGUGGAACGUCUAAUACAGUUGAUGUACAGCCCGGAACUAAGUAUACUGACACCAUCACUGCGUACUGUUGGAAAUAUUGUCACUGGUACAGACAAACAGACCCAGGCAGCCAUAGAUGUUGGUGUCCUCUCCAUUCUGCCACAGCUUUUACGACACCAAAAGCCAAGUAUUCAGAAGGAAGCAGCAUGGGCUUUAAGUAACAUUGCUGCAGGGCCAGCUCCCCAAAUACAGCAAAUGAUCACUUGUGGAUUGCUCUCUCCUUUAGUGGAUCUUCUCAAAAAGGGAGACUUUAAGGCUCAGAAAGAAGCAGUUUGGGCUGUAACAAACUACACCAGUGGAGGAACUGUGGAGCAAGUGGUUCAGCUGGUACAGUGUGGAGUGUUGGAGCCCCUUUUAAAUCUACUAACUAUUAAAGACAGCAAAACUAUUCUUGUAAUUCUGGAUGCCAUCUCCAACAUUUUUCUGGCUGCAGAGAAACUUGGUGAGCAGGAGAAACUUUGCUUACUUGUGGAAGAACUAGGAGGGCUAGAAAAAAUUGAAGCUCUACAAACUCAUGACAAUCACAUGGUUUAUCAUGCAGCUUUGGCUCUAAUAGAAAAAUACUUCUCAGGAGAGGAGGCGGAUGAAAUGAUUGCUCUAGAGCCAGAAGUGGGAAAGGACACCUACACCUUUCAGGUCCCAAAUAUGCAAAAAGAGUCUUUCAAAUUCUGAAUUUCUAAGCCCUACUCUCAUAUACAGUUGUUCAAUUAAAAAAUAAAGCAAGUACUUUUGGAAAUUUG
This is a messenger RNA of Xenopus tropicalis (tropical clawed frog), 1752 nucleotides long. RefSeq names its product karyopherin alpha 7 (importin alpha 8) (gene kpna7). The record is from RefSeq and is a predicted model, not a curated record. NCBI's taxonomy places the organism in Eukaryota, Metazoa, Chordata, Amphibia, Anura, Pipidae. Gene Ontology annotation, biological process: protein import into nucleus. Gene Ontology annotation, molecular function: nuclear import signal receptor activity. The transcript is spliced from 11 exons. Bases 113 to 1684 code for a protein of 523 amino acids. Gene Ontology annotation, cellular component: cytoplasm.